GGGAGCACUGGCAGUUGCUGGGUAAUUUGAAGACUACUGUUGAAGGUUUGGUGUCAGCCAACAGCCCCAAUGUCUGGUCCAAGUAUGGUGGCCUGGAGCGGCUUUGCAGGGACAUGCAGAGUAUCCUCUAUCAUGGGCUCAUCCAUGACCAGGUGUGUUGCCGCCAGACAGAUUACUGGCAGUUUGUGAAAGACAUCCGGUGGCUCAGUCCCCACUCAGCCCUGCAUGUGGAGAAGUUCAUCAGCUUGCAUGAGAAUAGCCAGAGCAGCACGGAUGGCGUGAGUGAGCGUGCAAUUGCAGAGCUGUGGCUGCAGCACAGCUUGCAGUGCCACUGUCUCUCAGCCCAGCUCCGGCCUCUACUCGGGGAUAGACAGUAUAUCAGAAAAUUCUAUACAGAUACCGCUUUCCUGCUAAGCAACUCUCAUGUCACGGCCAUGCUGCAAUGCUUGGAAGCAGUGGAACAGAACAACCCCCGCCUACUGGCUCAGAUUGAUGCAUCUAUGUUUGCCAGGAAACACGAGAGCCCGCUGCUGGUGACAAAGAGCCAGAGCCUGACAGCACUGCCUAGUUCCACAUACACCCCUCCAACCAGCUACACUCAGCAUUCCUACUUUGGGUCCUUCUCCAGCCUCCAUCAAUCCAUGCUCAGCCAUGGCUCCGAGAGAAAAUCCUCUUCACUCUCUGGCCCUUCCCAGAAACCUCAAGAAAGCAGAGGACACGUCUCACCAGCAGAGGAUCAACCCGUUCAAGCCUCUCUGCUUUCGAUCUCUGCAUUAGCCAGGAAUUCUCCCUUAUCCUCAAAUGAGAUGAGCUCCAGCACUCUGACCAGUCCCCUAGAGGCAUCCUGGGUCACCAGCCAGAAUGAAUCCCCAAGUGAUGCCAGUGAGGGGCCUGAGUACCUGGCCAUCGGCAACCUGGACCCCCAAAGCAGGACCACCAGCUGUCAGAGUCACAGCAGCAACACUGAGAGCAGCAGCUUCAAUUUGUUCUCUUCCAGCAGCUCCCAGAAGCCAGAGUCUACCGCUUCUUCCCUAGGGGACCAGGAGGGAGGUGGGCAGAACCAGCUGUCUAGUGUCCUUCGCAGGUCCAGCUACUCAGAGGGACAGACACUCACGGUCCACAUUGGAGCAAAAAAGAGCCACACUCGCUCUCAUUCAGAUACCAACAUCAUCUCCAGUGGAGCCCCAGGAGGCCCCAGGAAUAUCACCAUUAUAGUUGAAGAUCCCAUUGCAGAGUCCUGCAAUGAUAAGUCGAAGUUAAGAGGCCCCUUGUCCUACUCUGGCCAAAGCAGUGAAGUCAGCACACCCAGCUCUCUGUGCAUGGAGUAUGAAGGUGGUCAGUACCUGUGCUCAGGGGAAGGCAUGUUCCGCCAACCAUCAGAAGGGCAGUCCCUCAUCAGCUACCUCUCUGAGCAGGACUUUGGCAGCUGUGCAGACCUGGAAAAGGAGAAUGCUCACUUCAGCAUCUCAGAGUCCUUGAUUGCUGCCAUUGAGCUAAUGAAGUGCAACAUGAUGAGCCAAUGCCUGGAAGAGGAAGAGGAGGAGGAAGACAGUGAUAGAGAGAUCCAGGAACUGAAACAGAAGAUUCGCCUUCGUCGCCAGCAGAUCCGCACCAAGAAUCUGUUCCCUGGGUACCAGGAGACUGAACAUGGAAGCUUUUGGGUCACUUCCAGCAGCUCCCAGCUCAGUUCACGUGAUUCAACACAGUUCUCUGACUCUGGCUCUGCUGAUGAGGUAGACGAAUUUGAAAUCCAAGAUGCUGACAUCAGAAGGAGCACAGCCUCAAACAGCAAAUCCUUCCUUUCGUCCCAGUCCUUGUCCCACUGCUUCCUACACUCCACGUCCGCUGAGGCAGUGGCCAUGGGGCUACUGAAGCAGUUUGAGGGGAUGCAGCUCCCGGCCGCCUCGGAGCUAGAGUGGCUGGUUCCAGAGCAUGAUGCCCCUCAAAAGCUCCUGCCCAUUCCUGACUCACUGCCCAUCUCACCAGAUGAUGGACAGCACGCUGACAUCUACAAGCUACGGAUUCGUGUUCGUGGGAACCUGGAGUGGGCCCCACCCCGGCCUCAGAUAAUUUUUAAUGUUCAUCCAGCUCCAACAAGGAAAAUUGCUGUGGCCAAACAGAAUUACCGCUGUGCGGGAUGCGGCAUCCGGACUGACCCCGAUUAUAUCAAGCGGCUGCGAUACUGUGAGUACCUGGGCAAGUAUUUCUGUCAGUGCUGCCAUGAGAAUGCCCAGAUGGUCAUCCCCAGCCGGAUCCUGCGGAAGUGGGACUUCAGCAAGUACUGUGUCAGCAACUUCUCCAAGGAUCUGCUCAUCAAGAUCUGGAACGAUCCUCUCUUCAAUGUGCAGGACAUCAAUAGUGCCCUCUAUAGGAAGGUUAAGGUGCUCAAUCAAGUCCGGCUGCUGCGGGUCCAGCUGUAUCACAUGAAGAACAUGUUCAAGACAUGUCGACUGGCCAAAGAGCUUCUGGAUUCCUUUGACACAGUUCCAGGCCACCUGACAGAGGAUCUUCACUUGUACUCGUUGAAUGAUCUGACUGCAACCAGGAAGGGGGAGCUGGGGCCUCGGCUUGCUGAGCUCACCAGGGCAGGGGCCACCCACGUAGCUCUAUGCGUGCUCUGCCAGGCCAAGGGCUUCAUCUGUGAGUUCUGUCAGAAUGAGGAUGACAUCAUCUUUCCUUUUGAGCUCCAUAAGUGCCGGACCUGUGAAGAGUGUAAAGCAUGUUACCAUAAAGCUUGCUUCAAGUCUGGAAGCUGUCCCCGGUGUGAGCGGCUCCAGGCCCGGCGGGAGUUGUUGGCCAAGCAGAGCCUGGAAUCCUAUCUGUCAGACUACGAGGAGGAGCCCACUGAAGCCUUGGCCCUAGAAGCCACCAUCUUGGAGACCACCUGAAGAAAGCACAUCAAGCUCUCUAACUAAGGACUAGAGUCACACAUGAUGCGGAACUGAGCCACCCUUUUAAGGACUUUUCCCACUUGGGGCUUUUUUUUUUUUUUUUUUUUUUUAAUAUUAUUAUUAUUAUUUUUUUUAUGACUUGUCUGACAUCCACGUGUAGCCAUCCUGUCUGGCCUUUGUUAGGUUAAUGGGGUCCAGUCUGUUGUGACAGAUAAUCUGUAGGCACCAGGUUUUAACAUCAGAACUGACACAUAGGUUCCUAAAUGAAGCUUCUGGUGCCUCCGUCAGAGGAAUGGACAGCCAGACCCAAUUCUUCUGACAUCCAUGUUCUUUUCCACUAGGACCAGAUCUGGUUUCAACUGAUCCCAAGUGUCACUUCCAGUUUUAUUUCCUUUUAACGUUGGAGCUUCUGAGCCAGGCCUUUCUCAACCAACUCACUUCUCCUUUGCUGCUGAAAUGGGGAUGGGAUUAUUUUCUCUCCCAAAUCCUGGAAUAGGGUCAGACUGUGCCCUGAGGAGAAAUGACAGAGAACAGGACUUCGUUGUGGGCAUUGUGUCCAGCUUACUUACGUCUUUUUGGGGCCAUCAAAGAGCACCGGUACUACCCUGGAACCUUUAGAAGCCUCAAGGAGGCAGUCAGGACUGAGGUGCCACAAGCUGACUUUCUUUAUCUACCCUGGUGGGCUUGGCGCAAAGGACAGAACUGAUGCUUAGGCCAGGCCCACUUGUAGCCUUAACAGCAGGCAUAAGUGAGGCUAUAACUCUGUUGCUUAAAGAGCAUUCAUUCAGUCAGAGGAGCUCUUGACCCCCUUUUAGGUGUAAGGUCCCUUUUAGUCAACCUGGCUCCUUGGUGCAGGUAUGCUCUUUCAAGCUCAGGCAAGUCCCUGAUGCCAUCCUAAGCUGAGGACAGAAACCCCACGCACCAUCUUAUUAGUGAGUCCCUUACUACUCUGUCCUCUGUUAGAUGGUCAUUGUGGUUCUUAGUAAAAAUAUGGCCCAACUCCGUUCUCUUCCCCUUCCUGCAACAGAGCUGGGACCCUCCCUGGGAGUUGAUCUCUUGCCUUAGUCUCUUUUGUCAAAGUCGGGGGAAAUGCUUCCUGCUAUUAGUGGUGUUAUAGAAUUUGACAGUUUGUGGAUGUGAGUGUGAAUGUUCCUGUGUUCUUGGAAUAACAAGAGCCUUCAUGCCAGUUAUGCACUUAACUCGUUAUCUAGCCUUGUGAUACCCGUAUAUUCAAUCAUCCUUUUCAUAUUACUAAUUUUAACCCUCCCUCCCUUUUUAAAUGUGUUUCAACAGGGAAAAUUUGUGGAUGAGACCUUGUGUAUGUCUGUGGUGGUCUUUGUGUUGCUUUGGCGUCUAACCUCUAGGUAAAACACUGGGCAGGGUUGCUACUCCCAGGGCUAGCAGCUGUGUGAACUAAGGCCCAUAGCGUUUUUGUUCUGAGACUGGACUCUUCCUGUGUAGCUGUCUUCCCAGAGUUAGUUGCUAGUAGAAAACACACGGCUUGUGCACUUCCCAGGAAGCUGAACAGAAAGUUGCACGUGGUUGGUGGAAGCUGAUGCGUGAAGGAGCUGGAGAUACAAGGAGUCUCACAAGGAAGGAGAAGGGGCAUCAAGGUAAUGGCCAGAGCUGAGGCUCCACCAGGGAGAAGCAACAUGUCAGAACUGGCCCGUGGUGUGGUUCCUCUGUCUUAAACUUGGGAUCUGAAGGCUACAUCAAGCUGGAAGGCCUGGAGACUAUAAAAGCCAAGGCCUUCAGCCCAACCCAGUCUUUGAAGGGCUUACUGGAAGCUCCCUUGCCCUUUAAGGAGCUGUGGGAAUGACCCCACAAAACUCGUCUCACUUGAGGGUUAGGCCCCAGAUUCAGGCUUGUAGAAAAUGGUGGGCUGUACGUCCAGCUCCUUACCCCAAGUCACUACACUGAAGGAGAGAUGUACUGUCUUACCAUCCUGCCUGUUUUGUAUUAGGAUAGCAUCAGAGGAUGGAAAACGCUGACAGCUUCUGAAGCUGAGCUCAGCAGUCUUACACACUCCUGGUUUUCCACUUACUCUUCUCCACCUCUCCAACUCCAUCCCUUUAGACUGCGUAUCUGUUUCAGUGACGCGGAUACCAUGCUGUCAUCACUGUCCAAAUACCCAAUUAUUUAUUUAUUUGAGAGUUGGGGAGAGGGCAGAGGGUGGGAUGUUUCAAAAGCACUUUUGCAACUUAUCAGUAUCUGAAAAUCCCCUGCUGUGUGGGGAGAAGCUCUGAAUGCACUGAAGAGAGUUCCUUCUGAGUAAAACAGGAGGGAAGAAGUGUUCUCUAUAGCAAAGGGAAAGAAAAACAAUUUGCUUACUUGGUGGAGACAAGAUUCAAGACAUAGCAGAAGAGUGGGAGGCAAAUAUUUUCCACUUAAAUGAGGCUGUUAUUGACUCUCUCUGCCAAGGCUUUAGCGCUUUUGGUGAAUUAACAUAAAGAAACAAGAGUCUAAAUAGUGAUGUUCCCUGAGUGUGUAUAACUCGUGUUCUGAACUGCAUUUCUACUUGUCAUAGUUCUUACACAGCCUAACAGUUCAUUGCCAUCUUUAAUAAACUAAGGAAAUGAAAUUUCUGCCUUUUGUUUGCCUGCCUUGACUGUCAGGAAAUGGUAUUGAGUGUCCACUGUAAAGCAGGCCUGUCUGUGAAAAUACAGAAGGUUUCUGUGUUGUAAUGUCAAGGAAACUGGAAUCAGGAAAAGGGGUGUUUUGUCCCUGACUUGUUAUGUGACCUUGAGGAAAUCGUUUCAUCUCUUUAGACUUCUGUUUCUUCAUGUGUAAAAUGACAAGAUUGUACUAUGUGGUACAUAAAACCUGUAACCCAUUGCCGUCAAGUCGAUUCUAACUCAUA
This is a messenger RNA of Trichechus manatus latirostris (Florida manatee), 5751 nucleotides long. RefSeq names its product rubicon autophagy regulator (gene RUBCN). Bases 114 to 2888 code for a protein of 924 amino acids. NCBI's taxonomy places the organism in Eukaryota, Metazoa, Chordata, Mammalia, Sirenia, Trichechidae. The record is from RefSeq and is a predicted model, not a curated record. Gene Ontology annotation, biological process: negative regulation of endocytosis; negative regulation of autophagosome maturation. Gene Ontology annotation, molecular function: phosphatidylinositol phosphate binding. Gene Ontology annotation, cellular component: early endosome; late endosome. The transcript has 20 exons.